AUGUCCUCCAACCCACCAAUCAUUGUGCAAGCACUAUGCGCCAUAGCUCCAAAACUGAAUACCUCUAAGCCUCUUAUUGAUGCACCAAAAGGCACGCCUACCUUGGAGAAAUCGGAGGGUGCUAUGCCACGGCGGAGUCUACGGCAGCGUCGAGGUAAAGUUGAGGAUUUAGGCACCUUCACUUUGAAGCUAACGGAUGAAGAGAUCGCCGAGGACAUAUUUUCCAUGACCGGUGAGCUCCCACGCGGACAACCUCAUCGGAGACCAGUCCAGACGCAAAUGAUGCUUAACAUUUCAGGUGACUAUGGGCAUGUUGUUGUGGAACAUGUUUAUGCAUCAGAGUGGUUAGAUGACUAUGGGCAUGAUGUUGUAGAACCUGUUGAUGCAUCAUAG
Molecule: messenger RNA, 393 nt
Organism: Miscanthus lutarioriparius
Lineage: Eukaryota; Viridiplantae; Streptophyta; Magnoliopsida; Poales; Poaceae
Source: the annotation of a GenBank genome assembly